AUGUCGUUGGACCCAAUGUGGUCGAGACAGAGUUAUUUGGGUCGAACCGUGAUGUCGACCUUCCGGUUGGUCCUUGCCCUGCAGAGCCACAUCUCCGCCACCGCUGGUGUUCUCCCAAUCUAUCAUCGUCUCCCUCACCUCCGUCUCCUGUCUCCUCCAUGAACUCAGGCCUCUCUUAGAGCUGCUGCUUUCCCUUCAGACCAGAUGCAGAAUGGUUAUCCACACGCUUCCUUCGCCUUCUGCCCUACCCCCAUGCAACCUCAGGAGGAGAUCUGAAGCAGCAAUAGCGUCAGCCACAGUCGAGGAGCCGGGAGCUGGCCGCAGGAAAGCGAACCUGUGGGCGAAGCGCAAGGAAAUGGUUAAGCUCCCCGAGUAUUCGGAUGGCAGUGGCAGGGUCUUCCCCGUGAGCGAGUUCCUCAGCCAUCCAACUGGCGUCGAGGCUCUUCUAAAUACCAGAGCCUUGCAAAGAUUUGAGCCACUGGACUCCAAUACAUAUAGGUGCACUUUGCAUAAAAUUCAGUUUCUCAAGUUUGAAGUUGCCCCAGUGUUGGACUUGCGGGUGACCCGAACAGAUGAAGAUUGCACAGUUGAGAUGUUGUCCUGCAGGUUUGAGGGUUCAAAAGCAGUUGAAAAGCAAAAUCAACUUUUCUCGGCAUUUAUGAAAAACUAUAUAAAGUGGGAGGCUAAAAAUUCGGAGCCAUGCUUGAUUGUCGAUGUGAAUUUGAGAGUUACCCUUGAGGUUUAUACAAAGCCAUUUAGCUUGCUUCCAUUGUCAGCAGUGGAAAAACCCGGAAACCUGCUUAUGAAAGGUCUUCUUGACAGGCUUGUUCCUUUGCUUGCUGAGCAGCUACUUAAAGAUUACUGCUCCUGGGUUGAGGAACAACUCGAUCAUCAAACAUAAACGAUUACAUUUGUUGCAUUCUACAUUUGAGCAAUGUAUAAUAUGCGUUUAAAGCACUGUAACAUUACUCUUUAAGUCUUGUUUAGGUUCCUGUUUCUCAAGAAAGCACUUGUCAACAAGAACCUGAUGUGUUCCCAAACAUGUAAUAAUUCUGAAAGCUUUCUUGUCACCCUCUUA
Messenger RNA from Musa acuminata AAA Group (dessert banana), 1078 nucleotides. RefSeq lists its product as uncharacterized. NCBI's taxonomy places the organism in Eukaryota, Viridiplantae, Streptophyta, Magnoliopsida, Zingiberales, Musaceae. The record is from RefSeq and is a predicted model, not a curated record. The coding region runs from base 212 to 901 and encodes 229 amino acids. The transcript has 7 exons.